Cucurbita pepo subsp. pepo (vegetable marrow) is the source of this 1827-nucleotide messenger RNA. RefSeq lists its product as uncharacterized. Lineage: Eukaryota; Viridiplantae; Streptophyta; Magnoliopsida; Cucurbitales; Cucurbitaceae. The record is from RefSeq and is a predicted model, not a curated record.
CUCGCCGCUAUCGUCCUUCGCUGAUCGGGAAUCGGGAGUGCCGCAGCAGGCGCUUUCGAUCCUAGUCUGCCAUGGGAGUUCGUUUCCAUCCCUGCACGGUCACGACAACAGCAGGCACACAAUCGAAAUUCAAACAUAGCUUUACAAUGCUUUUGAAGUAAAAGAAAAGAUAGAAUACAAUUGAGAAAGAGAAGGCGAAACAAAAUUCAAGAAGUUUCAUGUAAUCAGCUGGACAAAAAGGGAGGCUAGAAUCAUGGUGGGAUCUCCAAGAAUGAUACUAACGAUGGUCUGGAUGAAGAUCUCGAGGAUUCUCAGCAUCUUGUUACCUCCUCCGCCAUUCUUCCGACGGCUAAUUUCUUUCGGAUUCAUAUUCAGAGCCAAAGAUUUUUCAGCAGUGUUUCCUCCGCUUCUGUGCCAUUCAUUUAAAGCCAUUUCAGUAACACAAGCCACAUGAACAUGGUAGUUGCCGCAGUCAGAGAUGUAGGACCACCCAUUGCCUCGGCCGCCGUGUUUGGGGCGCCUACUCUUGCACCACAUGCACUUCCCUUUCACCUCCUUGUGGAGAUUGAACUCCACGUCUUCAAUUUGGUAACUAUUUUUGAGGUUUCGGCAGCAUGGGUGGAGGUCCAAGUCAUCUUCCUCGCAGUGGAACACGAAGCCAUUGAUGGUUUUUCUGCAAGCGUCGCACCUUACUAUGGUCUCGUGGCAGCAUUUUGGUGGGUUUCUGAGGAACUCAAAGGUGGAGCCCGGAAAGAAUUCAUGGGAAUUCGGUGCAUUGUGUGCAAACAUACAGGCUUUGUGGAGAUCAAAAUCGCAUUUAUCGCAUCGGUAUCGAGGGCCGAAGCCUGUUUCCUUGCAGCCAUCGCAGGAAUAAGGUUUCUGAUACUCCUUCAGCUCCAAUUCAUGCAUCUGGUGGCUUGGAUUACGCAAGGUCUCCAUCGCCAUUUCUCUGUGUUGCCUUCAAAAGAAAAAACAAGAACAAUUCUGGGUGCAGGGAAAAGAGCAGAGCAGAGAAGAGAUUUGAGAAUAUGCAGAAUGGAAUGCGUGGCUAUAUAUAAAAAGGAAAUCGAAGGCAUUGAGUUUCAGGUCGGAAGCUUUUGAUCUGUAUUGUGUUUGGAUUGUGGUGGAGGGGAAAAGGAAGGGAUAGGUGAUUGGAGAGCAGCAAUGAGAGUUCCUUAUAUCUCUCAUUUAUAAACUUUUUAAGCCUCUUCCUCAUGCACCACAUGCAGUUGCCUUUGAGUUCUGGGCAGCAGGGGUGGAGAUCCAAGUUGUCUUUCUCGCGGUGGUACACAACGCCAUAGAUUGGCUUUUUGCAGGCGUCGCAGUUCCCUUUGCAUCCGUCGUGGCAGGCUCUCGGUGGGGUUCUAAGGAAUUCGAAGGUGUAAGGUUUCAGGAAAAACUUCGGCUACAGUUCAUGCUCUGGAUGGCUUGGAUUGAUCGCCAUUUCUUUGUGAUACCUUAAAGAGAAAGAAUUGUGACUAUGUGGAUUGAGAAGAUUGCAGGAAGAGCAGGGAAGUCAUCUAGGGAAGUCAUUUGGGGAGCUUGAAGACUUUUUGGUUUGAUUUGCUUCGUAAGCGGAUCUGCUAACCCGAGUGUUUGCCUAGACCCUUUGCAUCUGUUUCCAGCUUGAUACGAACCCGGACUUGAGAUUGUCAUACCACUCGUAGGCAAGACCGUUAAUUCUCCUAAACCUUUCUAACUCAUCUUCUUCCUAAACUUCUUCUUCCUAAACUUAUAUUACUUGACCUGAACUUUACAGUCGAGUAAACGAACAAAAUCCUGAACAUGAACAAAAAUACGAGUCAAUGAAAUCCUCAACCUUGUAAA